Marmota flaviventris (yellow-bellied marmot) is the source of this 1879-nucleotide messenger RNA. RefSeq names its product arylsulfatase family member I (gene Arsi). NCBI's taxonomy places the organism in Eukaryota, Metazoa, Chordata, Mammalia, Rodentia, Sciuridae. The record is from RefSeq and is a predicted model, not a curated record. Gene Ontology annotation, molecular function: sulfuric ester hydrolase activity.
CAGUGAGGCCCGGGAGCCCUUCGAGCAGGGACGCGCCGGCGGACUUGGCGAUGCACGCCCUCACCGGCUUCUCUCUGGUCAGCCUGCUCAGCUUCGGCUACCUGUCCUGGGACUGGGCCAAGCCGAGCCUCGUGGCUGACGGGCCCGGGGAGGCGGGCGAGCAGCCCUCGGCCGCUCCACCGCAACCUCCCCAUAUCAUCUUCAUUCUCACCGACGACCAGGGUUAUCACGACGUGGGUUACCAUGGCUCAGAUAUUGAGACCCCUACACUGGACCGGCUGGCAGCCGAGGGCGUCAAGUUGGAGAAUUAUUACAUCCAGCCUAUCUGCACACCUUCUCGGAGUCAGCUUCUCACUGGCAGGUACCAGAUCCACACAGGUCUCCAGCACUCCAUCAUCCGCCCUCGCCAGCCCAACUGUCUACCCCUGGACCAGGUGACACUGCCACAAAAGCUGCAGGAGGCAGGUUACUCCACUCACAUGGUGGGCAAAUGGCACCUGGGCUUUUACCGAAAGGAGUGCCUGCCCACCCGGCGGGGCUUUGACACCUUCCUGGGCUCGCUCACAGGCAACGUGGACUACUAUACCUAUGACAACUGUGAUGGCCCCGGGGUGUGUGGCUUCGACCUGCACGAGGGUGAAAGCGUGGCCUGGGGACUCAGUGGCCAGUACUCCACCAUGCUCUAUGCCCAGCGCGCCAGCCACAUCCUGGCCAGCCACAACCCCCGGCGGCCCCUCUUCCUCUACGUGGCCUUCCAGGCAGUGCACACGCCGCUGCAGUCUCCUCGCGAGUACCUGUACCGCUACCGCAGCAUGGGCAACGUGGCCCGGCGGAAGUACGCAGCCAUGGUGACCUGCAUGGAUGAGGCUGUGCGCAACAUCACUUGGGCCCUCAAGCGCUAUGGCUUCUACAACAACAGUGUCAUCAUCUUCUCCAGCGAUAAUGGUGGCCAGACUUUCUCGGGUGGCAGCAACUGGCCACUCCGAGGACGCAAGGGCACUUACUGGGAAGGUGGUGUGCGAGGCUUGGGCUUUGUCCACAGCCCCCUGCUCAAGCGAAAACGCCGGACCAGCCGGGCACUGGUGCAUAUCACCGACUGGUACCCAACUCUGGUGGGUCUGGCUGGUGGCACUGCAUCGGCAGCUGAUGGCCUAGAUGGCUAUGAUGUGUGGCCAGCCAUCAGCGAAGGCCGGGCUUCGCCACGCACAGAGAUCCUGCACAACAUUGAUCCGCUCUACAACCACGCCCGGCACGGCUCCCUGGAGGGUGGGUUUGGUAUUUGGAACACCGCUGUGCAGGCCGCCAUCCGUGUGGGUGAGUGGAAGCUGCUGACGGGAGACCCCGGCUAUGGUGACUGGAUCCCUCCACAGACACUGGCUGCCUUCCCAGAUAGCUGGUGGAACCUGGAGCGCAUGGCCAGCGUCCGCCAGGCUGUGUGGCUCUUCAACAUCAGCGCCGACCCUUACGAACGAGAGGACCUAGCUGGCCAGCGGCCUGAUGUGGUCCGCACCCUGCUGGCUCGCCUGGCCGACUAUAACCGCACCGCCAUUCCUGUGCGCUACCCGGCUGAGAAUCCUCGGGCUCAUCCUGACUUUAAUGGGGGUGCUUGGGGGCCCUGGGCCAGUGAUGAGGAAGAAGAGGGAGAAGAGGAGGAGGAAGGCAGGUCUCGAAGCUUCUCCCGGGGUCGCCGCAAGAAAAAGUGCAAGAUUUGCAAGCUUCGAUCUUUCUUCCGUAAACUCAACACCAGACUGAUGUCCCACCGGAUCUGACGGGUGGGGGUGGCAGGGAUCUUCAUUGCCCUGAAUAGACUUACCCCCUUCAGUCUGGCCCUACUCAUUCUCAGGGAGAAGCCUGAGGUCAAGCCUAUAUGUGAAGGGUA